AUGGCGGGGGAGCUCCGCGGCGCUCUCUGCCGCACCCCGGCGAAGGCUCCCGCAUCCGGGGUCGGGAGCGACGAGAACGCGCGGCCUGCCGGAGCUUCGACUCCCGCCCCAGCGGAGCCCGUCGCGGCCUCCCGGCCCCCCCUCCGCGCUAUCCAGUCACCGGGGCAGCCCCGGCGGCCGGUGCCGACGCCCAAGAAGGGUCUGAGGGUCAGGGCAGCGGGCAAGACACCGGCGCGGGUCGGCGCGGCGACCACUCCCCUUCGCCCGACCAAGAUCCUGGGGGAGCCGAAGCCGGUGCCGAGGUUGGGGUUCACGACGACGGGGGCCAGUUCUGCGCAGGUCCAACGUUCCAAGCUCCGAGGCUCCAUCUUGCUCCGGGAGGAGAAUCGCAGUGUGCAGAAUGUUUCGUCAGCAUUGCAGCAAGAUGACUCUCAUGCACCUGCAAAGGAACAAGACAACUCAGAAGAUGCAUUGAGCCUGCAGCUGGAGUUGGCCAUAACCAAAACAAUUCUUCUGGAGGAGGUAAAAGCCCGAGCUGAAGCUGACGUCAGGGAAACUGCUGUAGGUGAUGAGCUGAAAGCAGCAAAUUUACGUACCCUUGAAGCUUGCAGGCAGAAGGAAACCACAGAAAAAGAACUGAAAUACACAACAUCUGUUUUAGAGGCCCUUGAAUCGGAGCACGUUGUUUUGAUAAAGGAACUAGAGGAGCUGAAGAAGAACAAUUUCCAAAGCCCGGUAUUUCGUAAGAAGAGGGACGUGGAAACUCUGAUGUUAAACACUGAGCUUGAGCAAGAAAUGGAUGAAAUCCACAGGCAGGCUAUGUGUGAAACGUCUGAGAAGGAGGUUCUUGAACAAUACUUUGUUUCAUUCGUGAGGGGGAUGGAAGAAGAGACUCGUCAGCUCGAGUCCAAACUAGACCAGUCAAAUAGAUUCUAUGAAGGUAGAAUUAAAGAACUGGAGAUAAAGAUGCAAGAAAUGAAUUAUCAGGCUGGAGUGUUACUUAUUUCAUGGAAUAAAGAAAAAGAGAUAUCAGAGGAAAGGAAGACAUAUGCUGAAGAGAAAAAUAAAGUAAUCAAGCUAUUGGAGAUGUCUAAUGAGGAUGGCCAGAUUACUGUGUGUUCAUUAGAAGAAAAGGUGAAAUUACUCGAGGAAGAAGCAGAACAACUCAAAAGGCAACAGGAAAAACUAGAAAUGGAGCUGCAGAAUGCCAGGCAAGAAUUGCUAGUUGUGCCAUCCUCUAGGGAAGCAAAGAGCUCCCUGGAAGACAGAAUGGUUGAUUCACCUGACCCAACCAGGUACCCGAGUAAUAUAAACAAUGGGGUACUGCGUUCUCAGGAGAGUAGAAUAGGUCGAAAGGAGCCUUUUGAAGCAGAGGUAAUGAUGGCAUUCUUUGAAGAGCAAAUGCAAGGAAGCUAUGCAAGCUCAUUUGAAGGUAUAUUCAAAGAAGCUGCAGACGAUUCUCUUGUUGCUUCACAUUUUCUUCCACACAUUACAAGCCAAAUAAAGCCAAAUCCAAAUGCAGUUGAGGAGGCAGUUGACCUAGACACUAUAGCUGUUGAGUCAACUCCUCUAGUGGAACACCAAGAGGAACCUGGUGAGCCUUCUUCUGAUGAGUGCAUGCAUGAGGCCAGCCCAUCAGAUUUAGAGAUGGCAAAGGCAAUUUCAUUAGAAAAGGAUUGCUGGUCAGAGAACUCGGAGUUUGAUUCAGAGGAGCAAGUGACGCCUCCAGCUGUGGAGUCAGUGGUAGAAGUUCUGAAGGAGAAUGAGUUGCCUCCAGUUUCUCUAGUGCGUCCCAAUGAUCCGGUGAAAUACACUUUAGCCACUUGUGAUGAGCUGAAGAGGCUCAGAAGCAGGAACCACUAUGAGGGUGAUAGGACAGCAACAGACAGGAGAUUCUGGUCCAUUGAGCAGCAGGACUUGUACAACUCCAUAUACCGUAGGGCCGAGUUGUUUACUAUGCAGUGGAUAGACUGGGAGUACAUCGAUAGCAUAGAUGAGUUUUCUUGUGUCAGACAGAGAUGUGCCCAUGUGGGGCUUGAGCAGAUCAUGAGGUACCAUUGUGAUUGGGACAACGAAUUGAUUAGGCAGUUUUACUCCACAGUUCAUAUCAGCGACGACAAUAGCUCUAUUACUUGGAUGGCAGAUGGCAGGAGGAUAACUACAAACAAGAGGGCAUGGGAGGAGAUGUUUGGCAUUCCUGGCAGUGUUCACACUGCAAUAAUUCACUCAGAGUUUUUGCUUGAUGAUGAUGACAAGAGGAUCAUGUACACAGCUGCAGAAUGCACAGUAGGCCAAACCAGGGGCCUCUCUCAAUUGGCUAGCAUAGCCAAUAAGAUUAUUCGGAAAACCAUCUAUCCCAGGUCUUAUAGAAGUAAAGUCCAGGGAUACAACUGGAACCUCCUACGUCAUAUUGUGGAGCAGCAUCCAUUUGACAUCAUUGCUUUGAUCUUCGACGAGAUUAAGUUGCUUAUUUCAGAUCACAGCCGCACUUGCCUCUUGUAUGCACCAUACAUCAUGGGGAUGAUCAUGCGAGCUUUUGAAUAUGAUGGACCUAGAGAAACCAGGCACGAUUCCUACAAGCCCAGGCCCGACAAGUCAAAGCAGACAAAAAAAAUUAGUCGUCCACUGGCACCUGCAGUAGUUGCACCUUCUGAGCCACCACCUUCAGCAUGUCAGCCGGAGGUAGAGGCCAAUGUUGAGGCAGAUGACCACAGCCAGUUCGAGGAAGCCGGACACCGGCCCCAGGGAGAGGCAGUGCAGCAUACCAAUGCCUCCUUGUCUUCUCAGAUCCUAGCUCCACGCUCCUCCCUGACACCUUCCCUUGAGGCUACCACUCCCUCACCGCCUCCGGCUCCAGCUGCAUUUCCUGAGCAGGCCAGCAUGAUGCACGCCGGCCUCCGGUGCUUCAGCUCAGCCAGCUGUUUUGGGGCCAAGUCCUUUUAG
This is a messenger RNA of Triticum turgidum subsp. durum (durum wheat), 2943 nucleotides long. Lineage: Eukaryota; Viridiplantae; Streptophyta; Magnoliopsida; Poales; Poaceae. The record is from the annotation of a GenBank genome assembly.